Messenger RNA from Funneliformis mosseae, 1068 nucleotides. NCBI's taxonomy places the organism in Eukaryota, Fungi, Glomeromycota, Glomeromycetes, Glomerales, Glomeraceae. The record is from the annotation of a GenBank genome assembly.
AUGAAGUGUGUUAAGUGUAAUCAUGAUAAACUUUCCAAAGAGUUUCCUUCAACAACAAUUACAGAUCGUUGUAAUCAUAUUCCUGCCUAUUGUUUAAGAUGCUUAAUAGCCAAUUUAAAUUUAAAAGAAAAACCUGUUAAAUGUCCCGAAUGUAAUGAGAAAUUAAAUCAAGAGGAAAUAAAAUUUUUAACAUUAGCAUGGGACAAAGCACCAUUUAAAAUUGAUGUUGAAAGUAUUGGAAACGUAAGGACACCACAAACUUUGACUGCAGACGGAGCUAGUAAUGCGACAGGAGACAUUUACAUUGUAUUGUUAAAUGGACAAAAAUCUAACAUACCAUUCAAUCAAGUUAAAACGGUCACUGCUUUGAGGAAAGAAAUUAGACAAAAGUUAAGGGUUGAUGAGGGCAAACAAAAGUUAAUUUAUAAUGGUGUCGAAUUGCAGGAUCGAAAAACUGGACCAACGCCAAGUACUUUACAAGAUUAUAAUAUAGGACCAGGAAGUCAUAUUCAAUUGAUUGUCGUACUUUAUAAUAUUACACGUGCAGAGUCCAUCAAGAAUUUAACGUUUGAUUUAUUUUGGGGCUAUCCUGCAAAUGGAAAUCAAGAUUAUUUGGAUGGAACUUGUUUACUCUACAUGGGGGACACCUUUUAUAGAAAAUAUGAUUAUGCAUCAGUAUUUUAUCCAUCGUUUCCGCAUAUGAAACAUUCAGGUGAUUUAAUGGAUAAUGCAAAUAAAAGAGGUCAUCAGCAAAUUACGGCUAAUUUAGAUCAAUUACCAGCUGAAGUGACACAGUUAUAUUUCAUUCUAAGCUCAUUCAAAUCUCCCACCAUUGGCCAUUUUCAAACUCCAAGUUUUAAUUUGGUAGAUCAAACUCAACCUGAUAAACCAUUAUGUACUUAUCAAUUAGAUCAAGCAGCCAAUUCUCAAGCUGUUAUUAUGUGUUGUGUUACUAGAGUUGGCCAGGGCAUGUGGCAAGUUAUUCAAAUCGGUAAAUUGUCUAAUGGUAAUGCUGAAAAUUAUGAUCCUAUCGAAUAUAGUAUUAUACAAUGUGGUUUAUUCGGAUAA